UACAUAAGAGAGCAACACCCUCCCUUCCCACCUCCUCUCCUUCUCCCAGUAGAGAGAGGAAACCCAACUUUCUCUCUCUAAAAACCUAUCGUUUUUUUUUCUCCUUUUAUCUUUGUAUCUUUAUAUAUACGUAUAUAUAUACGAGAAUAAAAGACAGCAAAAAAUUCUAUCAAAUCUCUCUCUCUAUAUAUAUAUUUUUCAUAUAUAUAUAGAUCAUCUGUAUCUGUUAAAAACUUUUCCGGUAGAUUGGCGCAGCGUUUCCGAUUUGCAAGUUAUGCAGGCUGAUCAGACGGUGUUGAGCUUGAGACCAGGUGGCGGCGGCACUCGCGGUGGAAGCAGAGUAUCCGGCCCACGCUUCGAUUCAUUGACGGCGGCGAAUUCCGAUCUUACUCUGCUGCGUCCCCAUGGCGGUGCCUCUGUAUCUUCGCUCCCUUCCUUCAAGACUGGAGAAUCUCGAUUCGAAGGCCAUGAGCGCGUCCGUUAUACUAGGGACCAGCUGCUACAGCUAAGAGAGGUGCUUAGCAUCCCCGAAGAUAUUCUAAAAGCUGCACAAGAAGUUGAAGCUGAAUUUUUCGGCACAGACCCUAGUUGGACCCAUGGAGAAAACAAUCUCACAAAUCAGGCUCCAGCUCGUUACGCCGAACCGGACAACCGUGACUGGCGUAACCGGUCUGCCCCCGUGGAGGAGAGGUCUUGGGAGGUGAGAGAUCGAGAAUCUGGUAGGCGUUUCGACUCCAAGCAACAAGAUGUAAAUCAAUACAAUAAGGUAGACCAGCUCACCUCGCAGUUUGCAAGAUCUCAAAUUUCGUCCAACCAAGGGGUUGCACCAGUUGCUCUAAUCAAGGCAGAUGUACCGUGGUCCGCUCGAAGAGCAAGUCUUUCUGACACCGACCGCGUCUUGAAAACAGUCAAGGGCAUACUGAAUAAGCUGACUCCCGAAAAAUUUGAUCUUCUAAAGGAUCAAUUGAUUAACUCUGGAAUAACAUCCGCUGAUAUUUUAAAGGAAGUGAUCUCAUUGAUAUUUGACAAGGCUGUAUUGGAACCAACAUUUUGCCCCAUGUAUGCGCAACUCUGUUCAGUCCUUGAUGAGAAGCUUCCCCCAUUCCCAUCGGACGAACCUGGCGGAAAAUUAAUUACGUUUAAGCGCGUUCUCUUAAACAACUGCCAAGAGGCAUUUGAAGGCGCUGGACAAUUGAGGGAAGAAGUUAGGCAGAUGACUGCUCCUGAGCAAGAACAGGAACGAAGAGACAAAGAGCGUUUAGUCAAACUCCGUACACUCGGAAACAUCCGUCUUAUCGGUGAGCUUUUGAAGCAGAAGAUGGUUCCGGAAAGAAUCGUUCAUCACAUUGUUCAGGAACUAUUAGGACAAGAUACCAAGAGUUGUCCGGCAGAGGAGAAUGUCGAGGCCAUAUGUCAGUUCUUCAACACCAUUGGUAAACAGCUCGACCAGAACCUAAAAGCAAAGCGCAUCAAUGACGAGUACUUCAAUCGCCUAAAGGAGCUGGCGGCACACCCUGAGCUGGCGGCACGCUUGCGGUUUAUGAUCCGUAAUGUUAUCGAUACUCGUGCUAAUGAUUGGGUUCCGAGACGCGAAGAGGUGAAAGCUAAAACCAUCACCGAAAUCCACUCGGAAGCUGAGAAGAAUUUAGGGUUACGCCCCGGUGCCACCGCUAGCAUUAGGAAUAGUCGAAGCAUUGCUUCUGGAGCACAAGCGGGUAUUAUUAGUCCUACUGGCUAUCAGAUUAAUCGGCCUGGUACAGGUGGCAUGAUGCCUGGUAUGCCAGGAGCAAGGAAGAUGGCUGGCACGCCUGUAAUAACAGCAGAUGACGACAAUUGGGAAGUUGUUCUCAGGUCUCGAUCUAUGCCAAGAGGCGUCGUCCAGUCUCCAGCGAUUGGGAAAUCUCCCUCCCUUAACCAGAGGCUUCUACCUCAAGGCAGCGGUGGUGUAAUCGCCGGAAAAACCAGUGCCUUCUUGCCUGGUAGUGGUGGUCUACUCAGACAGGCUUCGACGCCUCCUAUUUCCCCAGCUGUCGAGAAGCCAUUGGCUCCGAUUUUGCCAGCUGUCGAAAAGCCAUUGGCUGCGGUCCCUCCAGCUACUCAAAAACCGGUUCUUGAUGAGCUCAAAAGAAAGACAAUCUCACUUCUCGAAGAGUACUUCAGUGUUAGAAUCCUGGACGAAGCUUUGCAGUGUGUUGAAGAAUUGAAGUCGCCGGAUUACCACCCUGAAGUGGUUAAGGAAGCCAUUUCACUUGCUUUGGAGAAAGGCCCGUCUUUCGUUGAGCCCGUUUCGAAGCUCGUUCUGCACUUGUUUGCCAAGAAUGUUCUCACUGCAAAGGAUAUCGUUAGUGGAUGCCUUGCUUACGCAUCGUUAAUGGAUGACCUGGCAAUCGACCUGCCGAAAGCACCUUCUGGUUUCGGCGAGAUUGUCGGGAAGCUGGUGUUGGCCGGAGCUUUGGACUUCAAGGCGACGAAGGAGAUCCUGGCGGCAGUGGAGGACGGUUAUUACAAGAAAGCCAUAUUUAGCGGUGCUGUCAAGAUCAUUGGCUCCGAUCCUGCUGGGAAGGAGCUGCUCGAUUCUCAGGCGUCGGAAGUUGCUGCGUGCGAGAGUCUGUUUUAGAGAGUCUUCCUUCUUCGCCUUGAGCUACACACACAGUGGGCUGUAUAAUUUUUUCCUUGAGGUAAUGUUAUUAUAGAUUUGUUUAUUAGAGAGAAGGGAGAGAGAGAAAAAUGGAAGAUAAAAGAUUUUGAUUCUUGGGUGACUGUAGACAAUUUCCAUGGUUGCUCGAGGAUGACUUAAGUUUGACUUCUGUAUUUGAUUGAUUAGUUAUUUUUUUUUUUCAAUUUUGUUGACCUAUUGAAUUUUGUCAAAUUUGUGAGUCAUAAUGCGACUAUGCGGGAUUCUUAAAGAGAAUGUGACGGUAUAUUUUAUUUUAUUUUAUUACUUAUUUUAGAAA
Molecule: messenger RNA, 2954 nt
Organism: Erythranthe guttata (spotted monkey flower)
Lineage: Eukaryota; Viridiplantae; Streptophyta; Magnoliopsida; Lamiales; Phrymaceae
Product: eukaryotic translation initiation factor
Cellular component (GO): eukaryotic translation initiation factor 4F complex
Molecular function (GO): translation initiation factor activity; mRNA binding; protein binding
Source: RefSeq, a predicted model, not a curated record